AAUCCGCCUAAAGUUCCCUGGUAGCUGCGUGGCAGCAUUUUAACACGUGUCCAAAUAAUGAGUGGUCCUUAGCCCUCGCUCCUAAGUACGGUGCCACAGGCGGCAUCAGUAAAGAGCCUCAGCAGCGUCCCUGCGCUUCUUUCUAACUCGGCCCGUUUACACACGGUGCUGGGUGCCGGCGGCCCUGUUUCCCCAACGCACCCAGUGCUGGGCGGCGCGCCUGGAGCGGAGCAGCAGGGCCAGAAAUGUCAAUCUCUAUUUGGAAAGGUUUACUCCAAACGACAAAGAGUAGACUGUUCGUGCAAAGAGGUGUGUCGCUUUACAAUGGCACCCAUGGCUUUGAGGAAGAAGAGAUAAAGAAAAAACUUCAGCAGUUUGGUGGUGGAGCCAUCAACCUUUCUAAAGAAGACAAUGGCAUUGGAGUCCUCACCUUAAACAACCCAAAGCUAAUGAAUGCAUUCACAGGCACUAUGAUGCUAGAACUCCAGGAGAGGGUAACUGAACUGGAAAAUUGGAAGCAUGGGAAAGGCCUUAUCGUCCAGGGUGCCAAAAACACUUUUUGCUCAGGAUCUGAUUUGAAUGCUGUCAGAGCAAUGUCCAGCCCACAGGAUGGGAUGAACAUGUGUAUGUUUAUGCAAAACACCUUAACUAGACUGAAGAGGCUUCCUCUUAUUAGUGUUGCAUUAGUUCAAGGAAAAGCUCUGGGAGGUGGAGCAGAACUUACCACAGCAUGUGAUUUCAGGUUAAUGACUCCAGGAAGUGAGAUUAGGUUUGUCCACAAGCAAAUGGGUUUAGUACCAGGCUGGGGUGGAGCUGCCAGGCUCGUACAAAUCGUUGGCAGUGGACCUGCCCUGAAGCUGCUAAGUGGUGCUCUUAAAGUAGAUCCUGAGAGAGCAGUACAGCUUGGACUGGCUGAGGAAACUUUGCUGUCUUCAGAAGAAACCAGAUCUUUAGAAGAAGCCCAAGUGUGGCUAAAUCAGUAUACAAAGGGUCCAGCUGAAGUGAUUCAUGCUGUGAAAAAGGUGAUUGCAGCUGGCAGAGAACUACAAUUUGAAGCUGCCUUACCAGCAGAGAAGGACAUUUUUGGAACACUCUGGGGUGCGCCUGCCAAUUUGCAGGCCUUGGCUCAAAGCACAAAACACAAAUGAUUAAUUGUCAAUUCACAAAAAAGUUUUGAUCUUUUGCAAACAAAACUGUUGCUAAAGCAGAUGUUAAUUUGAACUAUUUAAGAAUUUGUUCAUUUAACUGGGUGCUAAUACAGCUGGUCCCUAACUUAUGGCCACCUCUACUUAUGACCAAAGUGGUCGUAAAUGCAGGCUCCGAGUUAUGAAUGCGACCGGCACUUACAAACAGCACGGUUGCAAUGUAACUCAGCGGCUUCUGAGUUACAGCCAAGCGUUUGGUCUGUAAGACUCAUAACUCGGGGACCGGCUGUAUUUCCAGCUUGCAUAUCAUAGAACUAUAGUUGGUGUGCCAUGAUGGAGAAAUCCCCGUGGGUCCUUUGCUGUUCUAAUCACAGGUAGAAUGGAGAUCAGUGAAAUUAAAGGUAAAUACUUUGCUGGAAACUGAACUGUUACCCUCUCAGAAGGAGGUUGAAGACACUAUUCUUGUUUUGAAUUGUUUACUUGAAGGGGCUAGGUUGACUGUACUAUAAAUAAAGCCUAUUCAAACUGCA
Molecule: messenger RNA, 1675 nt
Organism: Pelodiscus sinensis (Chinese soft-shelled turtle)
Lineage: Eukaryota; Metazoa; Chordata; Testudines; Trionychidae
Gene: ECHDC1
Product: ethylmalonyl-CoA decarboxylase 1
Biological process (GO): fatty acid beta-oxidation
Cellular component (GO): cytosol
Molecular function (GO): catalytic activity
Source: RefSeq, a predicted model, not a curated record